This is a messenger RNA of Myodes glareolus (Bank vole), 6743 nucleotides long. The record is from RefSeq and is a predicted model, not a curated record. NCBI's taxonomy places the organism in Eukaryota, Metazoa, Chordata, Mammalia, Rodentia, Cricetidae.
GAGACACAUUCUGUGGCUGAAGUCAUUCAUUUUUCAGAAAAGAGAAAGCCUGGAAAAAUGCAUAAUCUCUCCUCUUUCCCUGUAGCAACGUUAAGAAGAUACCUUGUCCCAUUUUUAUUACUUCUGAGAUUUUAUUGCUGGCAGCCAGAUGUGCAGAAAUUCCUGACGACAGCAUAUAUUCAUUGCGUGUUUUUAAUAGGCUUAGAGAAAUAUGAGUAGAGCCCAUGAGCGCAGCUCAGCCUCACACUUCAGCCGGGGAUGCCCAAAAAGCUUGCUGCUGUUUAGAAUUCUUGCUACAGUCAGGAGAACGCCGAAAGCUGCACGAGCUCGGAACCUUACGGCUGACUUGGAAGAAUAAUGACUGUACAAUUAGCUACCAACCUCUGCUCAUUUAAGCACAGCUUUCACAGAGCUCAGGAGAAAUAUGGAACUUGAUUGGCAUGUUUUUGUUUGAUGGUGUCUGCGAAUAGAUGACUUUUAAAGACAGGUGGUAAGGAAAAUAAGGAGGAUAAAAAGAAAGAAAAUGCAAUUUGAGACAUUGCGCCAGGUCUGCAAUUCUGUUUUAUCUCAUUUCCAUGGGGUUUUUUCAUCCCCACCAAAUAUUUUACAGAAUGAGCUUUUUGGACAAACGCUGAACGAUGCAAGGAAAAGAAGUCCAUCAGUGUCCAGGGAUCAAAAUCGAAGAUACGACCAGAGUGAAGAGAGAGAGGAAUAUUCACAGUAUGCCCCUUCAGACAGCACAAUGCCUAGAUCGCCAUCAGAUUAUGCUGAUAGACAAUCUCAACGUGAACCUCAGUUUUAUGAAGAACCUGAUCAUUUAAAUUAUAGGGAUUCUACCAGGAGAGGCCAUAGACAUUCCAAAGAGUAUCUUGUAGAUGACGAGGAUGUGGAGAGCCGAGACGAGUAUGAAAGACAGAGGAGGGAGGAAGAGUACCAGGCACGCUACAGAAGCGAUCCGAAUCUGGCCCGGUAUCCCGUAAAGCCACAGCCCUAUGAAGAACAAAUGCGGAUCCACGCUGAAGUGUCCCGAGCACGACAUGAGAGAAGGCACAGUGAUGUGUCUUUGGCAAAUGCUGAACUAGAAGAUUCCAGGAUUUCUCUGCUAAGGAUGGAUCGACCAUCAAGGCAAAGAUCUGUAUCUGAACGUAGAGCUGCGAUGGAAAAUCAACGAUCCUAUUCAAUGGAAAGAACUCGAGAGGUUCAGGGACACAGUUCUUAUCCACAAAGGACCACAAAUCAUAGCCCCCCCACUCCCCGGCGGAGCCCUAUACCGGUCGAUAGACUGGACAUGCGGCGCACCGACUCUCUGCGGAAACAGCACCACUUAGAUCCCAGCUCUGCCGUCAGGAAAACGAAACGGGAAAAAAUGGAAACCAUGUUAAGGAAUGAUUCUCUGAGUUCAGACCAGUCGGAGUCAGUGAGGCCCCCGCCACCAAAGCCUCAUAAAUCCAAGAAAGGAGGUAAAAUGCGCCAGGUUUCGCUGAGCAGCUCCGAGGAGGAACUGGCGUCCACACCAGAGUACACGAGUUGCGACGAUGUUGAGAUCGAGAGCGAGAGCGUGAGUGAGAAAGGGGACAGUCAAAAGGGAAAAAGAAAAACUAGCGAGCAGGGAGUUUUGUCGGAUUCUAACACCAGGUCUGAGAGACAAAAGAAAAUCAUGUACUGUGGUGGCCACUCUUUGGAAGAGGAUUUGGAAUGGUCCGAGCCCCAGAUUAAGGACUCUGGGGUAGAUACCUGUAGUAGCACCACUCUUAACGAGGACCAUAGCCAUAGUGAGAAGCACCCUGUGACCUGGCAGCCAUCCAAAGAUGGAGAUCGCUUAAUUGGUCGUAUUUUAUUAAAUAAGCGUUUGAAAGAUGGGAGUGUACCUCGAGAUUCAGGAGCAAUGCUGGGCUUAAAGGUCGUGGGAGGAAAGAUGACUGAGUCAGGGCGGCUUUGUGCGUUUAUUACCAAAGUGAAAAGAGGAAGCUUAGCUGAUACUGUCGGACACCUUAGACCAGGUGAUGAAGUGUUAGAAUGGAAUGGGAGGCUAUUGCAAGGAGCCACGUUUGAGGACGUUUACAACAUCAUCCUAGAGUCCAAACCUGAACCCCAAGUGGAGCUUGUUGUUUCAAGGCCGAUCGGAGAUAUACCAAGAAUCCCUGAUAGCACACAUGCACAGCUGGAGUCCAGUUCUAGCUCAUUUGAAUCUCAAAAAAUGGAUCGUCCUUCCAUAUCCGUUACCUCGCCCAUGAGUCCUGGCAUGUUACGGGAUGUCCCGCAGUUCUUGUCUGGACAGCUUUCAAGCCAAAGCCUUAGUAGAAGAACAUCGCCUUUUGUUCCUAGGGUUCAGAUAAAACUAUGGUUUGACAAGGUUGGUCACCAGUUGAUAGUCACAAUUCUGGGGGCAAAGGACCUCCCUCCCAGGGAAGAUGGGAGGCCACGGAAUCCUUACGUUAAAAUUUACUUUCUUCCAGACAGAAGUGAUAAAAACAAGAGAAGAACAAAGACAGUGAAGAAAACACUGGAACCAAAAUGGAACCAGACCUUCAUUUACUCUCCUGUCCACCGAAGAGAGUUCCGGGAGCGGAUGCUGGAGAUCACCCUUUGGGACCAAGCUAGGGUUCGGGAAGAAGAGAGUGAAUUCUUAGGAGAGAUUCUGAUAGAACUGGAAACCGCGCUGCUGGAUGACGAACCUCACUGGUACAAACUCCAGACCCACGACGUCUCUUCGUUGCCGCUCCCUCACCCUUCUCCAUAUUUGCCACGGAGACAGCUCCAUGGGGGGAGCCCGACACGCAGGCUGCAGAGGUCGAAGAGAGUGAGUGACAGUGAGGUGUCUGACUAUGACUGUGACGACGGCGUCGGGGUCGUGUCCGAUUAUCGUCACGAUACUCGAGACCUUCAAAGCUCCACGUUAUCAGUGCCAGAACAAGUGAUGUCAUCAAACCAUUGCUCUCCAUCAGGGUCUCCUCAUCGAGUAGAUGCUAUAGGAAGGACUAGGUCAUGGUCACCGAGUGUCCCUCCUCCACAAAGUAGGAACGUGGAACAGGGGCUGCGAGGGACACGGGCUCCUGGUCAUUACAAUACGAUUAGCCGGAUGGACAGGCACCGGGUCGUGGAUGACCAUUAUUCUCCAGACAGAGACAGUCAUUUUCUUACUCUACCUCGCUCCAGAUACAGUCGGAGCUCUGAGCAUCACCACAGGGACGGAAGGGAUUGUGAAGCAGCAGAUAGACAGCCAUAUCACAGAUCCAGAUCAACAGAACAGCGGCCUCUGCUAGAGCGGACCACCACCCGCUCCAGAUCCUCUGAACGUCCUGAUACAAACCUCAUGAGGUCGAUGCCUUCAUUAAUGACUGGAAGAUCUGCCCCUCCUUCACCUGCCUUAUCGAGGUCUCACCCUCGGACCGGCUCUGUCCAGACAAGCCCAUCCAGCACUCCCGGAACAGGACGGAGGGGCCGGCAGCUGCCACAGCUCCCACCCAAGGGAACGCUGGAGAGAAAAGCAGGGGGUAAAAAGCUCCGGAGCACUGUCCAGAGAAGCACGGAAACCGGCCUGGCGGUGGAGAUGAGGAACUGGAUGACCCGGCAGGCCAGCCGGGAGUCCACGGAUGGCAGCAUGAACAGCUACAGCUCUGAAGGAAACCUGAUUUUCCCUGGCGUCCGCCUGGCCUCUGACAGCCAGUUCAGCGAUUUCCUCGAUGGCCUGGGCCCUGCUCAGCUAGUGGGACGCCAGACCCUGGCUACCCCUGCGAUGGGUGACAUUCAGGUGGGAAUGAUGGACAAAAAGGGACAAUUGGAGGUGGAAAUCAUUCGGGCUCGCGGCCUUGUUGUAAAACCAGGUUCCAAGACACUGCCAGCACCGUAUGUCAAGGUGUAUCUAUUAGACAAUGGAGUCUGCAUAGCCAAAAAGAAGACAAAGGUGGCGAGGAAGACGCUGGAGCCCCUGUAUCAGCAGCUCUUGUCCUUCGAGGAGAGCCCCCAGGGGAAGGUGUUACAGAUCAUUGUCUGGGGAGAUUACGGCCGCAUGGAUCACAAAUCCUUCAUGGGAGUGGCCCAGAUACUUUUAGACGAACUGGAACUGUCCAAUAUGGUCAUUGGGUGGUUCAAACUCUUCCCUCCCUCCUCCCUGGUGGACCCCACUUUGGCACCUCUGACAAGAAGGGCUUCCCAGUCAUCUCUGGAAAGUUCCACUGGACCUUCUUACUCUCGCUCAUAGCAACCGUAAAACUGUUGUCACCACUACCAGCGACACACACACACAGAAGAAAACGCACAGGUCGAAAGCCCUGGCAACACUGCAUGCUUAAUGUUGUGUCCUCGGAGCCCACGUCUAGGGCUAUAAAGCGACCCUGUGUCCUCAGAGGGAGUCGUCCGCACUGUGCCCUAGCGAAGGCCCUCAGGUGAAGGAGCAGAGCUGUGAAGAACUGUCGGGUUUGGAGUUCAGUGACACUCGAGAUCCAGUCCAAUCUGAAGCCAUGGAUUAAUCUCAAAGAAUCAGUCAGCCCUUUUCAAUGGCACCUUUAUAUUUUUAUUGUUUUUCUUCGUUUCUCUGACCCCAAAGCCUGUUAUGCCACAGAAAUGGAGCUCUACAGCCAUUAAGCCACACUGCAGGCCAAGGAGCAAAGUCUAGGAAGCGUCAGGUGGAAAGCAAGAGACCAAAGAAGCGGCCGGGAGCAGAGUCGGCUCCGGCAGGGAGACUGGGAGACUCUGGGGAGCUCCGGGAGCAUGGCGUUCGCAGCUGCGGCCAUGGUUGGACUCUGGAAAUCCCAAGUCUGUGACUGAACUGCACUGGAUGAAAUCAAAGAGACUUUUCUGCAUGGACACAGAUAGCUGAAUAUUUAAAUUAUUUUCUCGGGGCUGCAACUUGCAAAAAAAAAUAAUAAAAUAAAAUAAAAAAUCAGCCAUUUUCAACAAUUUAUAUUAUUUUUAAAAAUAAAUUUCACUAGUGCAUGGUUUUAAAAUGGGAGCGAAUGCUGCAGGGUGAUACCAAGACACACCAUGUUUAUUCUCUACUCUCAGUCUGUGUUUUGGCAGACAUUACCAAUGGAAAUACUUUCUAGCAGAUACUGGAAAUCCUCUUUAUGUGACAAUAGUAUAACAUACUCCAUUUAUUUCCAUGUUAAAUAUACAGACCUUACGAAGUUCAACAUGUGCAGAUUUUCACAUCUUUCUCCUCUUCUCUGUCUCACUUUUCUUCUCACUUUUGACCUCUUCUUUCCUUUCUCUCCUCCAGAGUGACCCUUACACUAAAACCCUGCAAGUCUUUGACCUGACCCCAUAUUUGGUUCAGAGUCCCAGAUGCAUCUGAAUUGAUGGAUUUCUCACGUCUGUUCGGGAGCUCUCUUUAUUUCAGGCAUGUUGGAAGGAUCCCGUAACACGACUGGGAUACAGAGCACGUCAGCGUGUGUUUGACAGAGAGGAUGUUUGAACAUUCCAAGUUUUUUCGACACUGCAUGGGAAUUCUCCUUUCACCUCCAAACCUCAGUUUCCAGGACCCCUACAGUCAUGUGGCGCCGUCACGUCUCUCGGAUUUGUUUUCAGCACCAGCACCAGCAUUAUUCACACGGGGGUUAAGCAUUAUUUGUAGGCCUCGGGUUUUGUUUGUUUUCUAAUUCGUUGGAACAGUUUCUUUAGCUGAGUUCCAUUUACUAUGUGAAUAGAAACACGGCCGACUAUGUGGAGCCCUGAAACACAGGGCUGUUUAUUAAUUCAUUUUUCUGUAGGAAAAUUCAAUUUUUCACAAAUUAUAUUUCUAAAGAAAUAUAGUAAACAUAAAUUUGCAAGAAUUUUAAAGCUCCAAUAUUUGGGUGACUCCAAGUCAAUAUGAUGCCUCUUACUAGUUAUCCGAUGCCAUCACCGAGCAUCUAUACACAAACCCUCAAGGCAAACCGCGCCUUUGGCCUAUGGGCAGUUUCUACCAUUGAGUGGAGCCACAAGGUCCACCAAGAGAGGAAAUGUCACUGGUCAUCAUAAGCCACCCAUCCUUCCCGUUCCUUACGCAGGCUUUGGUUCCAUGCCCUUAGAGAUUGGUGUUAACUCCUUGCAAUGAUUUUCUGAACUCCAUCUCCAUCCCAUUGGUUUAAAUGGAGGCCAUGCACACAGAAAUAUUUUCUUUGUUUCUGUUUUCACAACCAACGCUGACCAUUGCAAACUGUCGUGCUUGACAUGGUGCAGAAGUUGAAACGAGCUCUUACUCACAAUGCCUUCUCUUUAUGUGGUGCAACAUGAGCUAGCUACGCCCAGCCCGUGUCUUGAUUGCCUGAGACCUAGGACAGAGCCAGGUGAAGUGAGGUAAGGAGCACAGUGUGAUGAGACAAUUUAGACACCUGUGUUCCAGCAGCGACGCGGGUGGAUAGACCUGUAGCGUCUUCAUUCUCCCUUACCGUGUUCCUGACACCAAGAUGCAGUCACGUGAUCUUUUCUGCAGAUUCCUAUACAAAUUAUUUCUAAUUUUAAUAAGAAGGACAUGACUGUGGAAUAUUUGUACAUACUUGUCAUUAUGCAGUAUUUAUUUUGAAGUUGGUGUAGUUUUUUUUUUAAUUUUCACAUGUCUGCACCUCUAUGACUCCAUCGUGUAAAUAGCACUAUGCCAGUGACCGUGGCUGCCCUAUACAUAGGAUGUUUUCGAGUAAAGAGAAUCCCAGUUGUGGGAGAACGGUGUGGGGAGGGCAGAUUAGGCCUGUAACAAAUACCGACUGAUGUAAAUCCAAUUCAUUCUGGUGAUGGUAUUUAACUCUUUAAAUAAAACAUUUUCUUUA